Messenger RNA from Aspergillus nidulans FGSC A4, 516 nucleotides. RefSeq names its product kinase-regulated response transcription factor srrC. Gene Ontology annotation, biological process: phosphorelay signal transduction system. The record is from RefSeq and is a predicted model, not a curated record. The transcript has 4 exons. NCBI's taxonomy places the organism in Eukaryota, Fungi, Ascomycota, Eurotiomycetes, Eurotiales, Aspergillaceae. Bases 1 to 516 code for a protein of 171 amino acids.
AUGAUGCAUAUCCUGGUUGCUGAAGACAAUAAGGUGAACCAAAAGCUGGUGACACGCCUCCUGCAGCGUCUCAGCUGCACCGUCUCCAUCGCCCACAAUGGCCAGGAAGCUCUCGACUAUCUCUCAGCGUCGCCCGCUACACAUCAUAGGCCUGACGUUAUACUCAUGGACACAGCAAUGCCUGUAAUGGACGGUAUCAGAGCAACAAGCAUCCUCCGCACGUCACUACCUUUUACAGUAGAUCCGAAAAUACCUACAACCCCGAUUAUUGCCAUGACGCCAAUCAGCCUACGUGUCCCAGGCCAGACUGAAGAGUGGCUUAAAAGAGGCUUUGAUGACGUCCUACCAAAACCCUUCCGACUCGAAACCCUGCGAAUGAUGCUCCUCUACUGGUCGAAACGGAGGAUUUUUCCGAGACAGGGGACUUUGUCUGCUCCUGAGACCGGAAAAGUGGUUCCUAUUCCAUAUGGGUUCUUGUUGCGAAAGGGGCUAGAGCGCGAAUGGGAUAGAGUAUAG